AUGACCACUCUUAACAACAUACCUGUGACAUCCCUUCUUCAGAAACUCAGUGAAGUCAAGGAACGGCGUAUCAUGAAUGCUGAGAUUGAAAAACUUCGUUGGCGUCUCAAAGAGGCAGAGGAACGUCAGUCUGUUUUCCAACAAAUUCGGCUGGAGCGCCGAGUCGCGGAGAAGUUGCGACUUCAACAGCAGGAGUCGACCACACUCCUGCCAAAUGGACUCAUCCAGGCCGCAGCGGAUACAACCGGCUCGAACAAUCACGGUGCGUUUCUCUUGCCAGCGUUCUAG
Molecule: messenger RNA, 288 nt
Organism: Dibothriocephalus latus
Lineage: Eukaryota; Metazoa; Platyhelminthes; Cestoda; Diphyllobothriidea; Diphyllobothriidae
Source: the annotation of a GenBank genome assembly